This is a messenger RNA of Panonychus citri (citrus red mite), 2630 nucleotides long. Its product is annotated as dehydrogenase/reductase SDR family member on chromosome X-like. The record is from RefSeq and is a predicted model, not a curated record. Lineage: Eukaryota; Metazoa; Arthropoda; Arachnida; Trombidiformes; Tetranychidae. The coding region runs from base 411 to 1487 and encodes 358 amino acids. The transcript has 5 exons.
AAUUGGAAUUGUGAUUCAACUGCUAACAUAACAUUCCUAAUGUUGAUUGUUUUCUUUUAAUUGUUGUUUCUUAAUUUCGUUUGUAUUGUGGUAGUUAUUUUAAUUCUAUUCUUUUUUUGUCUAAUCUAAAUCUCUGUUGGCAAUUCCAAUUCUUUUCAACUGAGCUGUUAAUCGUCAUUCUUUAAAUUGAUUGUCAUUGAUUACUAGUCUUCUAUACAAGAUAUUCACCAAGAGGGAAUGAUUAACUUGGAGUUAAUUUUCAACUAAUUGCCGCUUGUUACAUUUCCACCUUCCACCGAUCAGAACGAUAUUCCAGAAAGUGAAUAAACUCAACCCUAAAUUUACGUAAUUCCAAGAAUUAAAUCAAAUCUUAAUUAAACAGGAUAAUUAAUUCACUGGUACAUGUAAUCAUGACUCUGGACAAAUCUGGCCUAAACAAUGUGAUCCACAAUAUUUACAAUCUCUGGUGUUUCAUUUGUCUUUACCUGUUGGGUGCUUAUUAUGUUAUCAUUGAAUUAAAUCGUAAAUUUGGUUUCAUUAACAAAGUGAAAACCUUUGAUGUGGAUACUGCAGUUACCUGUACCCUGGAAGGUAGAGUUGCCAUAAUAACCGGCGGUGGAAGAGGAAUCGGCUGGGAAACAGCUAAAAGUUUAAUCAAAAAAGGAUGUCAUGUUAUUGUUACCUCAUCAACUAAGCCGGGACCACAACUUGAUUCAUUAAAAGAAUCCCUGUCUCCACAAAUUGAUGGUUAUAUCGGUAAAUUGGAUAUCUGGCAUCUAGAAUUAUCAAGCCUUACAUCAGUCUUAGAAUUCAUUAGGAAAUUUAAAUCAUCGGGCCUUGGAUUAAAUCUUCUAAUCAAUAAUGCAGGAGUUAUGUUUGCUCCCUUUUCAUUGACAGAAGACGGUUUUGAAUCUCAUCUGUCCAUCAACUAUUUAGGCCAUUGUUUAUUAAUCUGGGCUUUCCUUCCUAUUCUCAAUGAAACUGGAUUUAAGAGUCGAAAUCUUUCUCGGAUAAUCAACGUUUCCUCCAGUACACAUUAUGCUCGUAAUUUACGGUUAGAUGAUCUAAACGGAUCUAAAAUGUAUUCACCUUAUCAUGCAUACGCUCAAUCAAAAUUGGCCCAGAUAAUGUUUACCUUUAAACUUCACCGUUACCUUAAUGAAAAGGGUUCUUAUGAUUUGGUAACUGUAAACAGUGUCCACCCUGGAGUGGCCAAGACUGCUCUCUAUGAGCAUGUUUGGUGGGUCCAAUUGUUUCCAGGUUUAGCUUCAAUGGUCUUCCGAACUCCCAAAGAAGGAGCUGAAACCGUUCUUUAUGCAUCCCUAUCACCCGAAAUCGAUGGUGUUGGCGGUAAAUACCUCGAAGAUUGUGCCAUUGUCCGUGCAUCUAAAUACUCUUACAAUGAAUCUAAACAAGAAGAACUUUGGUCAUUGACAAGAUCACUAUUAAAACCAUGGAUUGACCAAGUAGAAAAUAAUUCCAGUUAAUUUUCCGGUUUCCAAACACCACCAACAACAAAGAUCAAUUCCCGUCAAAGAAAAAAACAAAGUUUAACUCUCCCAAAUCCAUAGAUUUUUUCACCCUUGAAAAUUUACCUUAAUUGUGUUUCCAAAUUGUAUAACACAAAAUCACACACACUUAAACUAUUUAUUUACCCUUUCCUUUUGUAACAACCACCAAAUCAACAACAAUUAUCCUAAAACAAUUAAGCAAACAGCAAACUCUUGUCAUGUGAUUGUAAACAUUUACCAAUUUUUUAUAUAAUUAUUAUUAUUAUUAUCAAUUAAUAAUAAUUAAUGACUAUCAACUUAUUAAAUUCUCUCUGUUGAAAAUUGAAUAAUCAUCAAUCUUAAUUGAUUACAAUUAAAUUGUUCUCAGAACAAACAGAAAAAUGAAAAAAGGAUCGUAUUGAUUGUGCGUCGAUUCCUAAUGUUAAUCAGUCUCAGUUUCACCUUUUUGUUUGUUUACAUUUUUCUCUCAACUAUUAACCUAAUUGUGUUUUCUCUCACAAUUAAACCAGUGUCAUUUUACCCUUUUAAUUUAAUUGUGUUCCCAAUCACAAUCAACCAAAUGAUAAUGACAACAGUGGAAGAGCUUAAAAAUGAGAUAAUCCAUCUCAGAUUAGAAGCAAAUAUGAAUCGUAUCGCUGUUUCAAAAGCGAUUGAAGAGUUGAAACAAUAUUGUCUUGAGAACCAGGAAAAUGAUUUUCUGGUUUCUGGUUCCAUUUAUGAUGAGAAUCCAUUCCGAGAAUCUAAAACCUGUGGAAUUUUUUAAAUUAUUUCUCAUUUGGGUUAAUUGUUGGCUGACAAUUAAUUAUUUCCACAUAAACAAUGAUCACCAAUUGGCACCAUCACCACAACCCCAAUGAACAAUUAACGAUAAUUUGCUUUUUUUUCUCGUCAACACUUUAAUCACGUCCAAAUCAAACCAUCUCCACAAUUAACUAAUUGCAAUCAGUCAAUUGUUACUUUGUGUUAAUUUGAUCAACAACAACAACAACAACAACUGGAUUAAAAUUUUGAUUUUCUUGUCGUUGAUUAAAUUUACCAAUUUAACGAUUGAUUUUUAAUGUUUCCUUUUUCGUCAAUUGUUUAACUAAUUGUGAGAUUAAAUUGUAAUUUAAAAGCUUC